Molecule: messenger RNA, 2387 nt
Organism: Euleptes europaea (tarantolino)
Lineage: Eukaryota; Metazoa; Chordata; Lepidosauria; Squamata; Sphaerodactylidae
Gene: LARP4
Product: La ribonucleoprotein 4
Exons: 17
Coding region: 85-2322 (745 amino acids)
Biological process (GO): positive regulation of translation
Cellular component (GO): cytosol; cytoplasmic stress granule
Molecular function (GO): mRNA 3'-UTR binding
Source: RefSeq, a predicted model, not a curated record
CGGGAGGGUCACAGUCGCGGGUGGGAGGCUGGCGAGAGAAGAUGCUGCUCUUCGUGGAGGGUAUGGUACUAAAGCCACUCCUUGAUGCUAGAGAGACUCCAGAAGGCUAAACUCUGGAAAUUCUGCUUCAUUAUUCUCUGGCCUCUGCUCCUCUGUGGCAAGAUGCAGGUAACAUCGAAAGGGGCCAGCUUAAAUCCUAAUGCAAAAGUAUGGCAGGAAGGCAUGCAGGGAAACUCAGAAGUUGCCCCGGGAACUAAUAGCACUGAGCAUUCAUGGCAAGAGGCAGCAGCUGUGCCAGGAAGUUGUACAGAGGGUAAUACUGAAGUUGCAGACGAUGGUUCUAAGCAGUAUGAAGCAAUGUAUUCAUCUUGUGAACCAUCAAACAGUUCCAAUGUUGAGGAAUCCGUAGCUAAUGGAAUGGUCUUGGCACCAGAGGAUCUUGGCUACCAACUCUAUGAAGUUCCUGGUGAAGGCAGCCCUAUAAUUUCUCCAGAAGACCUGAAAGAAUGUUUGAAGAAACAACUAGAGUUCUGCUUCUCACGUGAGAAUCUAUCCAAGGAUCUUUACUUGAUGUCUCAAAUGGACAGUGAUCAAUUUAUUCCAAUAUGGACAAUCGCCAACAUGGAAGGAAUUAAGAAACUGACAACCAAUGUGAAUCUUAUUGUGGAAGUACUGAGAUCUUCUCCUAUGGUCCAAGUAGAUGAACGAGGAGAAAAAGUUAGGCCAAACCACAAAAGAUGCAUAGUGAUUCUCCGUGAGAUUCCUGAAACAACACCCAUAGAGGAAGUGAAGGCACUGUUUAAAAAUGAAAGCUGCCCCAAAGUGAUAAGUUGUGAGUUUGCUCAUAACAACAGCUGGUACAUUACAUUCCAGUCAGAUACUGAUGCACAGCAGGCAUUUAAAUACUUACGUGAAGAAGUUAAAACCUUUCAGGGCAAGCCAAUAAUGGCCAGGAUAAAAGCCAUCAACACAUUUUUUGCAAAGAAUGGUUACCGGGUACUGGAUUCCAGUGUUUAUGCUCAGCCUGUUCAAACGCAAGCACAGUUUGCCUCACCAGUGUUUGUGCAGCCUGUAUAUAGUCCUCAGCAGUACUCCAUCUACAGCAUUGUGCCUCAGUCGUGGUCUCCAAACCCUGCACCUUACUUUGAAACACCUUUGGCUCCCUUUCCUAAUGGUGCAUUUGUGAAUGGCUUCAGUUCGCCAGGAUCAUAUAAGGCAAAUGCUGCUGCUUUGAGUAUAGGACGUCCAUUCCAUAGAAACCGCAUGAAGCCUCCUUUUCGGUUGUCAAGUAGCUCUGAACACGCUGCAGAAGCAACAUCUGCUGUCAGUGUGGUGUCAGGGGAUGGACAGCUGCACAGAACCACCUCAAGGAACUUUCAGACAGAACGGCAAGCAAAUACACUAUCGGGACUUCAAGAGCAAAGCUAUUUAUCGAAGGAUUCUCCCAUCUCUCAGAUAGAGCAAAAUGGAGACUAUGGCAGAGGCAGGAGGACUGUUUUCAGAGGUCGGAGGAGACGAGACGAUGACAGACUUUCACGACCCCAGCCUUCAAUUGAAACCAAGACUUUGACACCAAAGUUUGACUUGCUAGCCUCAAAUUUCCCUCCCUUGCCUGGUAGCAUGGUAAAAACUCAAGAGGACCCAGUUUUGGAGAGUAGGAUGUCAGUUAUUGUUAAAGGAAUAAGCAAAGAAAAGGAAAACAAAGAGUUGACCAAUAGUUGUCCAGCAUCUACUCAGGAAGAGCAGGGCCAAAACCCUGUUCAACCUGCCAUGAGCGCCAGUUCUCUUUGUAGGAUUGAUGUUCCUGGAUUAAGUGCCACUCAUCCAGAUAACAAGCUAGAAGUCCAUUUGCAGAAAGAGGCUGCAAGCCAGACUUCUCCACCCUCAUCUGUAUCUCCCAUCAGUGCGGUAAAGCCACCCAGGACAAAUGCCACUUUAUCCAUAACCAAUGCAAACACAAUGCCUACUGUGACAGUACAGGAACCCCGCAAGCUCAGUUAUGCUGAAGUCUGCCAGAAACCCCCAAAAGAGCCAGCUCCUGUUCCUGUUCAGCCACUUAGGGAGCUGCGUACCAAUGUUGCUUCCCCUGCCAAAGCAGAAGAUAAUGGCACCCAUGAAAAGGCAGGAGAGAAGGCCUGUGAAAAACCUGAAGGGCGGGUGAAAGACUUUGCUGUCUUCAGAGGCACUGGGCCUCCAAAGGGAGCUGCAGGAAAAAUCAGGGAACAGAGACGUCAGUGUGGACGUAGGUCUUCUCCUCAGGGAGCACCUCGGCGUGUCGGCAAGGAACAAUAUGUGCCACCACGAUCACCAAAGGAAAACUGAUCAAACUUUUUAUUUAAUCAGAACUAUGGACUAAAGAGCAAUGGAGGCAAAACUGGUCAGCUGUG